Paralichthys olivaceus (Japanese flounder) is the source of this 3171-nucleotide messenger RNA. It is a transcript of the gene acvr1l, whose product is annotated as activin A receptor, type 1 like. Gene Ontology annotation, cellular component: BMP receptor complex; plasma membrane. The record is from RefSeq and is a predicted model, not a curated record. Gene Ontology annotation, biological process: transforming growth factor beta receptor signaling pathway; protein phosphorylation; heart development. Gene Ontology annotation, molecular function: transmembrane receptor protein serine/threonine kinase activity; ATP binding. Lineage: Eukaryota; Metazoa; Chordata; Actinopteri; Pleuronectiformes; Paralichthyidae.
GUGGUGACGUCACGGGUAGCUGCGGGGGGACGGCAGCUAGCCGGUGGGCAGGGCAGUGGUCCCGCUGUCGGCUCCUGUGACGCCGCCAGUCGAGCUAACGCCGUCAUUUUAAACGUCACACACGGACACGCAGACUCCGCGGGAUGAGCUAGAAGCUGCCCCCCGUGUGCGGCAGGUACGUGGGUCCCGAUUUUAUCGCUGACUUGUGGCAGAAGUCGCCGGAGUGUCCGGCUGCGCUUUGUCGCUGCACGGCUAGCUUAGCUUAGCUUGCAGGUCUAGCGGGCGGCGGUCUGUCGUGCCUGGCGCCGCCGAGGCGCCGGUGGACGGGUCGAUAAAAGCGCCUGUCGGUGGCCUGUGAGUCACAGACAGCACGCAGAGCUCCGGGGCGGCAGGUGCUCAGGAGGAGCCGCUGAGAAAGUGCACUGAAACAUGGGUCGUUGCAGUGUCCAUGUCCUGCUGCUGCUGUUGCUGAAGGCCCUGCACACAUCAGCUGAGGGCUCAGAUGGACAGUUGGUAUGUUUGUGUGAUAGCCCAACAUGCCCUCAGGUCAACCGCUGCCAGGGAACCCGGUGCUUCUCCUCUGUCAAAGUGGGCGGCAGCAGGGUGGAGUUUGAGCAUGGCUGCCUGAAUGGGCCGGAAAAAAUCCUCUUACAUUGCUCCACAGCGCCGUCCUUCCACCAGGCCCUUAUCUGCUGCUCUGAGACCAUGUGCAACGGCAACAACACCAGGAACGCUCUCAUGUCUCUGCUCCCACCAGAUGAGCCAGAGGGUGAGCCAGUUCGGUAUCGCGUUGAGACCUUGGCUCUGUUUGUACUCGGCCCAGUGGUGGUUCUGGCUUUGCUCUCUGUGGUAUCGGUAUUGGCCUGCAGGAGGCUCCACCACGGCCGUCUGCAGAGGCUGCAGGAAUUUGACACCGAGCAGGGAGCCAUAGACGGCCUCAUCUCCUCCAAUGUGGGAGACAGCACUUUAGCGGACCUGUUGGAUCAAUCAUGUACGUCAGGUUCCGGUUCCGGUCUUCCCUUCCUUGUCCAGAGAACUGUGACGAGGCAGAUCAGUCUGAUGGAGUGUGUAGGCAAGGGCAGAUAUGGAGAAGUGUGGCGGGGUCAGUGGCAGGGCGAGAACGUGGCUGUUAAAAUCUUCUCUUCAAGAGAUGAAAAGUCCUGGUUCAGAGAGACAGAGAUCUACAACACAGUGCUGCUAAGACAUGAAAACAUACUGGGCUUCAUGGCGUCUGACAUGACUUCUCGAAACUCCAGCACACAGCUGUGGCUCAUCACCCAUUACCAUGAGAACGGCUCGCUUUAUGACUACUUGCAGCGGGUUGCCGUGGAAACGUCAGAGGGCCUGGCGAUGGCGGCGUCAAUAGCGUGCGGCCUCGUGCAUCUGCACACCGAGAUCUUCGGCACAGAGGGGAAACCGGCGAUUGCGCAUCGGGACCUGAAGAGCAAAAACAUCCUGGUCACAAAGGAGCUGCGCUGCUGCAUCGCAGACCUGGGACUGGCUGUGACUCACUUCCAGGCAGACAACCUGCUGGAUGUGGGCAACAAUCCAAAGGUUGGCACCAAGCGCUACAUGGCACCUGAAGUGUUGGAUGAGACCAUUCAGACCGACUGUUUUGAUGCUUACAAGAGAGUGGACAUCUGGGCCUUUGGACUGGUGCUGUGGGAAAUCGCACGACGCACAUACAGCAACGGUAUCGUUGAGGAGUACAAGCCUCCGUUUUAUGAUCAGGUGCCAAACGAUCCCAGCUUUGAGGAUAUGAGGAAGGUGGUGUGCGUGGAGCAGCAGAGGCCUUUCAUUCCCAAUCGAUGGUUCUCUGAUCCUACUCUCUCUGCGCUGGUCAAACUGAUGAAGGAGUGUUGGUACCAGAACCCCUCGGCCAGGCUAACGGCGCUGCGCAUCAAGAAGACCCUGGACAAGAUCCACAGCUCUCUGGAGAAGGGCAAGGAGUCGUGAGAGGGAGGGGAUCUUCAGAGGCAGCUGCCUGGUGUCGGGGGGGUCGGCUUAGAGACGAACCACGUGUUUGUUCAACGUGAUAAAGAGGAAGGACAGAGGAGUUCAAGUGUCAUCUAACAUCAUCCCUCUCAUGCUCUCUCACAUUCUCUUGCUUUCUCUGUGGUUGCCCCCCCCCCCCCCAGAUCCCUCUCUCUGACUCAGAUGUUCAGAAUUGUCCUGUCAGGGAAAAAAAAACUGCCUUCGCCAAGGGACACAAACCUGUUGCCAAUGUGUUUGCACUGACUUGAACUGAGUGUGAACAACACAGAUGGCAUAUUGUAGUGAUGCUUUAACGCCCACCUCUCUGUCUCUCACACACAAAACACGACAUUCGAAGUCGCUUACAGUUCAGUUUCUGAUCCCCAGCCACUGGUUUUGGCGCGUGGUCCGAGCAUUUCGCUCAGAGACAAUCGGAAAUAAUUUCUCUCAUUUAGCUUUAUCACACCAUGCCAACAAACGCCACAAACACACACCAAGCACACACUAACAAAAGGAAAAGAGCCAAUAGAAACAACUGUUUUGAAACUUUUUAAACGUAGUAUGAUAUUUAUGUACUAGAGCUCCACUACUACCACACUACUGAGGAUAUGUAAGACUGAUGGUGCGUGAAAUGGACUGACUUUAUAUACAAGUAUUGAUGCCAAUGAAUGUUCUAUACCCAUGUUGUCAUUAAUGAAGCUAGAAAGAAACAAUUUGUUGAGGAAAAGGAAUCGAGCUGAGGAGAAGCACCACAAAUGUUACUUGUUUAUUCUGGUGCUUCCUGCAACAAACACAGUAAGCUCCUGACAAUAGGAAUGAUUCUGUAUCUUAUAAGAAUAUGAACUGACGUGUUCCUCUCUGCCUGACGCGUCAUAAACUCACUGUAAAAGUCUUCUCUGUCAGCAGAGAGGAAUCAAGGAAGACCUGUUUGUGCUGAUUUUUUUUUUUUUUUAAAUAAGACACUGGAGGUGAAGACUUUAUGUUGCGAGCUGGGCCUCUAUUCACUCCUCUCGUCUCCCAUAAUGCAUAACACUGUACAGGUCCCCUGAAUAAUGGAAAAUUAACGCUCCAUCUUCAUUUGGAAACAGUUUUUAUUUAAAAAAUACAGUUACUGAGGAGUGUGGUUACAAACAAACUUGUUUUGAAAAAAACAAAUUUUGCUUUGUCUUUUUUAUAUGUAAUAAAACAUUUACUGCA